Molecule: messenger RNA, 564 nt
Organism: Coffea eugenioides
Lineage: Eukaryota; Viridiplantae; Streptophyta; Magnoliopsida; Gentianales; Rubiaceae
Exons: 2
Coding region: 1-564 (187 amino acids)
Molecular function (GO): nucleic acid binding
Source: RefSeq, a predicted model, not a curated record
AUGAAUGGAGCUGUGGAGGCCGCAAACAAGAAUUUGAAGAAGAUCAUCCGCAAGAUGACUGAAAAGCAUCGUGACUGGCAUGAAAAACUCCCUUAUGCACUAAUGGCGUACCGGACUUCUAUCCGAACAUCAACUGGGGCAACGCCCUACUCUCUCAUGUAUGGAAUGGAAGCAGUGCUGCCUGCCGAGGUCGAAAUCCCUUCAUUGCGUAUUCUAAUGGAGACCAAGUUGGAAGAGGCUGAUUGGAUAAAACAGCGUCAUGAACAACUAUCUUUGAUUGAUGAAAAACGGCUUAAUGCCAUUUGUCACGGCCAAUGUUACCAAAAGCGCAUGGCCCGGGCCUACAACAAGAAGGUCUAUUUGCGUACAUUUGAGGAAGGCGACAAAGUACUGAAGCGGAUUUUGCCAAUGCAAGAUGAGGCCAAAGGCAAAUUUGCUCCGAAUUGGCAAGGGCCAUUCAUUGUUCAAAAAAAAGCUUCAUCAGCUGCCGAAGUUCUUUGGUUGUUGCAGAAGCAUGUUUUCCUUCGUAAUUUGCAUGCUUUGCAUGAAAAAGUGUUUCAAUAA